ACUUAUCAGACAUGGACUUUUAUUAUUUGGCUGGUUCGGCGCCUUGCCGCGCAGUUAUUAUGACGGCCAAGGCCUUGGGCGUGGAGCUCAACAAGAAAGUCCUCAAUCUCAUGGAGGGUGAGCACCUGAAACCCGAGUUUGUGAAGAUCAAUCCCCAACAUACUAUUCCCACCAUCGUGGACGAUGGCUUCGUCUUGUGGGAAUCGCGUGCUAUUCUUGUGUAUCUGGUUGAGAAGUACGGCAAGAAUGAUUCGCUGUAUCCCAAGGACCCCGAGCAGCAGGCUGUAAUCAAUCAGCGUCUAUACUUCGACAUGGGCACGCUGUACAAGUCGUUUGCCGACUAUUACUAUCCUCAGUUGAUGUACAACAAGCCCGCUGAUCCGGAGGCAUACAAGAAGAUUCAGGACGCCUUUGGCUUCCUCAACACUUUCUUGGAGGGUCAGGACUACAUGGCUGGCAGUCAGCUGACCAUCGCUGACAUUUCACUCUUGGCCACAGUGUCGACCUUUACAGUCACCGGCUUCCAGCUCAGUGACUAUCCCAAUGUCGAGAAGUGGUACGAGAAUGCCCAGACUGUGACUCCCGGCUGGGACGAGAACUGGGAGGGUGUGUUGGAAACCAAGAAAUGGUUUGAAGCUAAGUUUGCCUCUAAGUAAAUUUUUAAUUACCAAAGUUUCAGAAUUCUCAUUGUUGUUUGUUAAAAGUAAAUAAAUGUUAUGUAACUUAAAAACCCAAGCAUUAUAAUUACU
Molecule: messenger RNA, 749 nt
Organism: Drosophila sulfurigaster albostrigata
Lineage: Eukaryota; Metazoa; Arthropoda; Insecta; Diptera; Drosophilidae
Product: glutathione S-transferase 1-1-like
Exons: 1
Coding region: 12-656 (214 amino acids)
Biological process (GO): glutathione metabolic process
Molecular function (GO): glutathione transferase activity
Source: RefSeq, a predicted model, not a curated record